AUGAGUGAACCAGAGAAAAAGGAAGAGACUGAAGCUCCACCAGCUGAACCCCCAGCUGAAGGCGAGCCACCAGCAACCUCAAAAUCUAGCAAGAAAAGCGAAAAACCAAAGAAGAAGAAAUUAUCGAAGAAAGAACUUGCAAGACUAAAGCGUGAAAAGGCCGAACAAGAGCGUCUUGAACAAGAAAAACUUGAAGCCGCUAAAAAAGCUCAGCAAGAAAAGGAAGAAGAGUCCAGAAAGAGAGCUGAGCAGCAACAAAGAUUAGAAGAAGAAAAGGAAUAUAUUAAGAACUUCAGACUUCAAAAGGAAGAGAAAAUACAAAAGAUUGUUGCUAAUUUUGAAAAAACAGAAGACUGGGAACUUUUCAGUCAAUGUAGUCAUGCAAUUGAUGUUCGUUCUGAGGCUGAUGUCAAUACAUUCAUAUCACAGUUAUCAGAAGUGAAUGAAACUGAUAUUAAUCAGCUUUUCGAGCACAUUCAUUUAGCAAAAGUUAUCGAAAAUCAAUUACGUGAAAGAUCAGAGAAAGCGCAGCUUGCCAACAGAGUUCCUUUAUAUACAAGAUGCAACAGACAAAUUGAUACAUUACAACAAUUAAUCAAUCAAAAAAUCGAAAACAUUACAGUAAAUCACCUUGCAUUCAGCGAUAAAUUCUCUGGUGCCAAAGGUGAUGUACAAAUCAAUGGUGGAUCCGAUGAUAUUACAUAUGGUAUGUGGGUAAAUCUUUCAAAGAAUCCAAGAAUUAAAGAUGUAACAGUUUGCCAAGGCGUUACAGUUGAAAUUCCAAAGCCAGUCGCUAUGGCAUCUGUUGCCAUUCGUGGAAUUCGUAACAAAGAGAAGCCAUUUGAUGAAAAAUAUCUUUUCAUCGAUCGCCUUCUUCACUGCGACUUCUUACAACUCCCUGCUCCUCCAAAGCACAUAGGAACCAUUACUAUUCGUCAGCCACCUCACAGUUCUUCACUUGUAAAGAUCGCAUAUCCUCUCAAAAACGCCAACGCUCCGCAGCCACCUCUUAACUUCCGUAUGGCUCUUGACGAAGCAUCUCUCAGCGAAUACUGCCAGGAUGCUACAAUUGUCAUGAUAAAAGACGGAAAACCAGAUGCAUCUCCAAUUACAAAAUGUUCGAUCGAAGACAACGAUGUUUUGUUUAGUUCCAAUCUCAUUGGAACAUUCGGACUUGCUGUACCUCGUUACAGGCAUUUUCCAUUCCAAUUCUGGGAAAUUUCCAGUCAAUCACCAACAUCCGUUGAAAUUUACAUCCAAACACCUGUUCUUCAGCUCGCGUUAGUUAUCAACGGCGAUGGACUCGUUUCCAUGGAAUCUCCAUUCAAAUUUGAAAAUUUGACACCUGUUGCAGCCAUGAAUUUCCUUCUCGAACGCGGCAUCAAUCUCGAAGCUCCCGAGGCCAUUGAAGGCAUAGAGCCGAAGAACGCGAACGUGGAAGAAGUUCUCCACACAGGUAUCGCUGAUGUCGCAGUUGGAUUUGCGAUCAGAUGUUCGAAAUUCAACAGCGAAAUACAAAGUGACAGAGCGAUGUUACUUUUCAGGGAAAAGACGAAUUACGAGGAAGAACCAAACGAAGACGAUGAUGAGAAGAACAUCAAGGAGAGCCAUGUAAUCAUUGUAAAGGCUGAUCACAUUGCGGAAGUCGAAAACAUGGAAUUAGGUGACACUGUUUCUCAAAAAGCAGUGAAAGAAGCAAAGAUUCACCAACUUUUGCUACCAAUGUUCUUCGAUAACGCAAGUGAGGAUGUGCAGAAGACUGUUAGAGAGGCACCACCGUUCUUGUAUAAUGCAUUGCUGUUCUUCAUGAACAAACUUAGACUGUUUUCAAUGACUCAAUAA
Molecule: messenger RNA, 1842 nt
Organism: Trichomonas vaginalis G3
Lineage: Eukaryota; Parabasalia; Trichomonadida; Trichomonadidae
Product: lung adenoma susceptibility 1-related family
Exons: 1
Coding region: 1-1842 (613 amino acids)
Cellular component (GO): axoneme
Molecular function (GO): beta-tubulin binding; microtubule binding
Source: RefSeq, a predicted model, not a curated record